AGGCCAUAGUGGUUGAAUGUAGGAUUUAAUUUCUCUCCGUGCUCCCGCUGCUUUAUUCCUUUAACGGAGGGCACAGUGACAUGGAAGAAACCAGAGCUAAAUUUAUAUAAUGAAAAAGCAUCUCAAGACAAUCCAGCAUGAAAUCCAAUUAAAAUAGCAGAUGGGUCUCCGUCUGUGAUCCAAAUAUCUCUUUCUCUCUCCUCUCUUUUUCUCUCUAGAUUUUCUUGAAAGACUGAGAAAAGGUGACAAAAUCUUGAAGAAUGAGAUUUUAAAAAAUUUGCAUGGAGAUGUAUGGAGAUUGAAGCAUGCAAUGCAAUGCAGUGGAGGUCCAGAGUGUGGGGAGAGUAGUGUAUUUUUAUUUAUGGGGAUGAUGAUAAAAAGAGAAGCUUAAGCUCAAAGCAGAGCACCCUUUUCUCUUCUAUGUCUUGCCUUUACUAGUUUUCUCUACAAAGAAACACAAGCAAAGAAUCUCUUCUUACACACCACCACCACCCAUUCUCUUUGCUUUCUCUUGAAACUCCAGAGCUUCUUGGCAGCCAGUCAUGACUUCCGAUACAACCACGUCAAGUUACUGGCUUAACUGGAGGGUACUGCUUUGCAGCAUAUGGAUCUUGAUGUCCACUGUCUUUGCUUCCUUUCUCAUAUGGAAAUACGAAGGUUUCCGCAAUUCACAACAUGAAAACAGAGAAUCCCAGAAUGACACUGCAGGAGCUUUGUAUGAGGAUGAAGUUUGGAAGCCAUGCCUGAAAGAAAUCCACCCUGUUUGGCUGCUGGCUUUCCGGGUCUUCGCAUUCUUUGUUCUUUUGGUACUGCUAAUCAUCAAUGCCAUUGUGGAUGGAGGGAGCAUAUUUUACUUCUAUACUCAGUGGACUUUUACAUUGAUCACAAUUUAUUUUGGGCUUGGGUCGUUGCUCUCCAUGUAUGGAUGCUACCAGUAUCACAACAAAGUUGGUGGUGAAAGUGUUGAUGAUGCGGGUUUAGACGCAGAGCAGGGCAGGGUGCAUGGAGAAAAUUUUAACUUGUCCAAUACAGCAAAAACUUCACAUUCCCAUGACAGACAACAUGUCCGCAAAGCUGCCGGAAUUUGGGCUUAUGUGUUUCAAAUUAUUUUCCAGAUGAAUGCAGGUGCAGUGAUGCUCACAGAUUGCGUGUUUUGGUUCAUAAUAGUUCCAUUUCUUACCAUCAAAGACUACAAUUUGAACUUUUUGAUUAUAAAUAUGCAUACUAUCAAUGCUGUGUUCUUGUUUGGUGAUGCUGUUUUGAAUCGCUUGCGUUUCCCCUGGUUUCGGAUCGCAUACUUCUUUCUGUGGACAAUUGUUUUCGUUGUUUUCCAGUGGAUCGUCCAUGCUAUUGUCUCACUUUGGUGGCCAUAUCCAUUUCUCGACUUGUCAUCUCCUUUUUCUCCAUUAUGGUACUCGUCGGUAGCACUGAUGCAUAUCCCAUGCUAUGGUGUCUUUGCGUUGAUCAUGAAGCUGAAACACUUCCUUUUGGCUAAAUGGUUUCCUGAGUCCCAUCACUUGUGAGGUAACUCAGGCGAUUACCCGGUUUCAUGGUCCCUAUUAUUUGUGAAUUUUCUUCUUAGUAACAACAACUCUAGUAUACAAGAGAAAGAAAGAUGCACACAGAUUAUUGUUUUAAGUCCCAAGUCAUAGAGAAAUGCUUCACAUUAUGGGAAAUGUAGUGAGUUUUGUUUUGAAGAUAAACAAUGAAAACAACAUUCUUAGUUGUUCAUAUAACCAUUCCCAAAGGAGUGGCAUAGUUGUAAUUACACACAACCUCAAGUUGAAAAAUGAAAAAAAAAAAAAAAAAUGGAAAUCCACACAGAAAUUCUUCCUUUUA
Molecule: messenger RNA, 1839 nt
Organism: Vitis vinifera (wine grape)
Lineage: Eukaryota; Viridiplantae; Streptophyta; Magnoliopsida; Vitales; Vitaceae
Exons: 9
Coding region: 543-1523 (326 amino acids)
Cellular component (GO): membrane
Source: RefSeq, a predicted model, not a curated record